This is a messenger RNA of Racocetra persica, 223 nucleotides long. NCBI's taxonomy places the organism in Eukaryota, Fungi, Glomeromycota, Glomeromycetes, Diversisporales, Gigasporaceae. The record is from the annotation of a GenBank genome assembly.
CCAGAAAAUGCUUUAAGAACAGAACUUAGAGCUCUGAAACAAUACAUUAAACUAUCGCGCUAUAACAGUGGUAACUCAUCAGGGGUCGAGCAAAGACGAAAUUGGCUUAGAACAGAAGAAAUAAUGUCACGACCAAAUUCGUCAAAAAUUAGAACUUUCCAUACUGGAUCAGGGCUGGUCGUCGGCACCAAGAGAUUGUCCAAAGAUGCAUUCGGAAAUAUUG